AUGCAUUCGAAUCCGCAAAGUCACUCCACCGCCAUCUCUGGGGACUUUUCCUUCCGCCCCGGCAAGCCGAUGAAGCCUCCAACCCCUGCAAAGACUGAGAAUCUCCCCUCGGAAGAGGCUCCACCCCCAUCCAAGCCUGCAACGAUGGAUAGAGUCCCAGAAGACGAUACAACCAAACCCAAGCCUCGGGUCGCCCUCAGAUCGGGUGAGAUCAUGGCAUCCGUAGUCCGCAAGCCCAGACGCAGAAGGCCAAAGAGCAAGCGUGGACUCGGAAAGCCCACUGGAUUCGAAGAGUAUUAUGCCGAUGGUCCCAUGACGCCAGCAGAGCAUGAAGAAUCUCGCCGGAUUUAUGACCCGUCCUAUCCAUUUGAACAGCGUAUACAGGAAGCUCUAACCCGGUAUCAAUGCAAACGGCGCAUGGAAAAUGACAGACGUGCCAUUUUCUUCAAGUACCUGCAGUACGGCGGCGUAGAUGCCAGCCAGAAUUACGAAACCGGAAUCUUUCCCAGAGAGCUCAAGCAAAUGUCGAGUGAAGAAGGGCGCCAAGCUUGUAGUCAGACUAUGAUCCCACAGGAACGGAAGGAACUAGAGGUCAACUUUGAGGAAGUGGCGCGAGGUUUCUUGAGCUCAUAUUACGUCAAUCACUAUAACCCAGAUAGUCAAGAAAGCAUCAGCAUUGCGACUGGGACCAUCCGAAACUUCCUCACAUAUCUGCUCUACCAUGAUGUGUGUCCCGAGUACAAGGACAACAUUGACAAAGCGCGGCGGAUCUGCGACAUCGCCUCGGUAGAGCUUUGGAAGAAUGUCCAGCUGAUUCAAAAAGAGCCUGGAAGCUUCAACAGAAGCUGCUCAAUGCUUUUCGGCGGCAGAUACUAUGGAAGCAGCCAAGAUACCAACGACUGGUUCCCAGCACCGUGUUGUUCAGACGGUCAUCUCACCCCCGACGCUGCCCGCAAGGUCGUCAAGUUUGCAAUUGCAGGUACCGCGUCUCACGAACUGACUUGCCGGUUCCAGGAGUUGGCGACACAGGGCAACCUCGCAGCCAAACAGAUCUUGGAUAUUGAUGGCUUCGAGGUCAUCUCCAUUAGCCAGCCCGACGAUGAUCUUCAUGACUUUUACCAUGAAUUUGCUCCAGAUCUGCCCGUCGUCGGCAAAAUCAAGGCGAAAUCGUUUCGAAACCCUGCCAAGCCGGACAUCGAUAUGACCCCCGAAGAGCGUCAAUCUUGGCAAGACGGCAAAGCACCAAAGUAUGACUUUGAGUUCUUCCUCGAGGAAGAGCUUCUGCAGCAUUGUUACGCAGGGUUGAGGAUCAUUUCUGACAUCUGGGAAAUCAACUGCGGAGUCUAUUACUUUGAUGAGGUCGUCUCGGCGUAUCCGUCCUUCCAUACGGUUCUUGGGAAUGACUUGAUGAUGCGCUGGAAGACCCCCAGUGAAAUCAUUGAUGAGAAACCAAAAUUUCUGGAGAUGCAGUUUGAGGCUGUGCCUCCGUCGGGAGCAGAUGAUGACCAAGAGAAUGACAAGAAGCCAAAUCAUAUCAUGGAAGCUUUGAAGGAAGAUUUGAGGGCCACUGGUCUUGAAAAGGAGGCAGAAGAGGUUGGCAAAGAGUGA
Messenger RNA from Penicillium brasilianum, 1608 nucleotides. The record is from the annotation of a GenBank genome assembly. Lineage: Eukaryota; Fungi; Ascomycota; Eurotiomycetes; Eurotiales; Aspergillaceae.